Arabis nemorensis is the source of this 474-nucleotide messenger RNA. The record is from the annotation of a GenBank genome assembly. Lineage: Eukaryota; Viridiplantae; Streptophyta; Magnoliopsida; Brassicales; Brassicaceae.
AUGCUUGUCUCCCCGCCUCCUUCCUCCGCGGUGACAAUCAAAUCAGAUCUGCUCAAGCUCGCUUACCGUCGGUGGAUGGCUGUCCCGGCGACUCUGAACCCUUCGGCGCCGCCGGAGCCACCAGACCCGCCGGAUCCGCCGGACACUUCGCGACGAUUCACAGAGUCUUCUCUGCUUCUGUGCUAUCACCACCACUGUUUCGUCAUCCGUUGCAUCACCGCUACCUCGCCCUCAUCCUCGUCGACGGCUUCAAAUCAUGCUCCGUUGACGGCAAGAUCCCUUCCCUCCCCGAGACCGGAUGAUGCCUGUUUCGGUCAAAGCGUUUGCUCCGGCACGAGACCUUCUCAGGCUCUCCUCUUGCUCUUUGCCUCCUUGCCGGGUUACUCUCCCCAGCUACUCUCUGGAUUUAUCGACAAAGAAACGCCGAUUAAACCCUCUCCCUUGCCGAGAGAGCCCCGACGGCCAACCCCCUAG